CAUACACAAAUAUAGAAGAACAUGUUAAACUUCAUUUCAUAGAGCAUAAGUGAGAGCUAAAGGACCUUAGGCCUUAUACAUUUCUUCAUUUUUCUUCCACUGUAUCUGUAAUCAUCUUUAAAAGAGUGGAGUUCAUUAGACAGAAGCACAGAUGGCUGCGGACAGCGAUGACAGUAAAGUUGCCUACAAGCAGCUUUUUGGGGAUAGCACCCAAUCCAUCUUUUCAGUUCAUGCAUUGAGAAACAACCCCUUCAAGGUUGCUACAGUUUGCCUCGGGCUGCUGGCUAUUGUCCUGCUGGCUGGAGUCAUAGGUCAAAGUGUGCACUAUCAAAAUGUAGAGCGAGACCGUCAGAACAGUUUAAUGGCAAUGAGUGAGGAGAAAGAUGGCCUGCAACAGAGCCUGAAUGCAGCACAAAAAGAGAAAAAGAAUCUGGAAGCCGACUGUAUUAAUUUACAGCGAAAUUAUGACACCUUUUCUACAACGAAAGACCAAUUACAGAUGAGUUACCACCGACUGAGUGAGGAAACAUACAAAUUGACACUUAGUCAAAACCAGUUAAAGACCGAACAUGUUGCUUUAAACAAAGAGUUAGAACAGCUAAAAGCAUCUAAAGACCAACUGCAGACAAACACCAGUACCUUGAGUACAGCCAAAAACGUGUUACAAAAACAAUAUGAUUCAGUUCUCAAACACAGAAAAGAGUUACAGGCCAGUUAUGACUCAACCACCAAAGAAAGGGACAACUUACAGAACAAGUUCAAUAAUGUAACCAGAGCCAGAGAGCAGCUCCAGUUAAGCUACAAUGACUUGAUCACAAGAGUAGAAUAUUUGCAGGGCAGAUAUAAUGCGUCUGUCGGUGAGAAAGACAAGAUAGCAAGCAGUCACCAAAACCUGAUGUCAGCAAGGGACACACUGGAGGCUUCUUAUGAUUUAGUUAAAAAGGCAGAAAAGGAGUUGCAGGCUUCUUAUGCAUCACUGCUUCGGGAAAAAAACGACAUUGAAAGCAGCGUGAAGAACGUAACGGCGGAAAGAGACCUGUUGAAGGUGAAAAACGACAAUUUGACUGCUGAGAGAGACCAGCUUCUGGCAAAAGUUAACAAUCUGAACAGAGUCAUUCGAGAGAAGAAAUGCCACACCGGCUGGAGGAAGUUCCAGGACAGCUGCUACUAUGCUUCUUCGAGCAAGAAAAGCUGGUCCUCGGCCAGAACAUUCUGUAACAAUAAAGAUGCAGACCUGACAGUCAUAACGAGCCAAGAGGAAAUGGACUUCGUCAACACCUUGUAUACCAGUGACAGAGAAGUUUGGAUUGGACUGACAGAUAAAGAAACAGAGGGGCAGUGGAAAUGGGUAGAUGGGACACCGCUGAGCAAAUCGUUCUGGGGUAGUGGCCAACCCAACAGCUAUGACGGGAGGAACCAGGACUGUGUGGAGUUCUGGCGCCGUGGAUCAAAAAACGCAGAGUGGAAUGAUGAAGGCUGUGAUUAUGAACGAUACUGGGUCUGUGAGAUGUAGUUUUCCUGCAGAGAGAGGAUUGAGGUGUUAGUUACAUUCUGCAGCACGAUAUGUGACCAGUUUAUACACAGUGAUACAAAGCAUUGCCAACAGCUGAAGCCUGAAAUGGACUCUUUUGCAAUAAGUAAUGCUUUAUGGACUUAAAUUUAGCAGGCAGCUGACCAAAUGGAUAGAUGUAGGUUGUUUUGAGCAAACUACAUUGUGAAUGUGGGACUAUGACUGGUGCAGAUGGAUCUGGGUUUUCCCUUAAAUAUCUGUACAUACUGUACCAACUAUUCUGUCCGCAAAAUAACUAAUUUCUACAUUUACUAAUUAUAUGUGAGAGCUUUUUGUCCCAUGUUAAACCAAGACAGCUCUGUAGAGGGAGACACAUCUCACAGUUUUCCCAUAGCUUAAGAAUAAACAUCUGUGCUCAAAGUUCUUUAGUGCCUUUUUGUUGUCCUAACAUAAAAAAACUUGAUUAAACUUUUAAAACUGA
Amphiprion ocellaris (clown anemonefish) is the source of this 1991-nucleotide messenger RNA. RefSeq names its product C-type lectin domain family 4 member M-like. The coding region runs from base 152 to 1513 and encodes 453 amino acids. Gene Ontology annotation, molecular function: signaling receptor activity. The transcript is spliced from 7 exons. NCBI's taxonomy places the organism in Eukaryota, Metazoa, Chordata, Actinopteri, Pomacentridae. The record is from RefSeq and is a predicted model, not a curated record.